AUGGCAACAGCCUCCUCUCCCGGGCGGCGGCUUUACUCGGCUUCGCUGGCUUCCCCCCGGCCCGGUCGCUUGCGACGGACGCGCCGCCAUCUUGGAAGAGCGACGUCCGCGUCUCGCUGCAACGUGCGCUCCCAUUGGCAGGCGCAGGGGCUGCCGGCGUCUCGUGACCGUCUCCAUAGCGCUGGCGCGCGGAAAAGCGGAGGCGGGCGCUCGGCAGUCGACUUGGAGUUGAUAGUCGGCUUGGCGGUGGCUUGGAGGACCCCGGGACAGGGUGCCUGGGCCAACUUGGGACCACUGGGAGUGCAGAGGGGCCCCAGCGCCCUAAACUCCUGGGAACACACGUGCGCGCCCUUGGGGCCGGCGCAUCCUCCGCCGCCCACUAGCGUUGGCUGGCCCUGGGGAGGGGAGAGAAUGCGAGAGGCCGACACUUCCGACUGAUGGCCCUGCUGCUAGUCUCGGGGACAAAGCGACAGAUUUCCUGUAGAAAAACUUCCCUCUCGCGUCUCCCUGGCCCCGCGGCGACCGAAGAGUUGGGGUUCUGCUUUCUUCUGGGAUUUACGUGUUUCUUGAAACAGCUCCCUACGCGACCCUUUUCUCUUAAACUUUGACAGGAACUUUCCUUUGUCCCUACCAAUCCUCAGUGAGUUCUUUACAGGGGUCCGAGACAGGUUGUAGAUAUGAUACGGCUUAUCGGCUUUACCCCGAUCCUAGCAGAGUUAGGACUGUCGCUGAUGUGAUUGGCCAGCACCUGCCUAACAAUGAAGGUUUAGUUAUGCUACAAGUAAGACGCCUCUAAAAAAAUGUAAAACAGGCUUUACGUUUUACCUGCUAUCUCCACAGGUUUACUGGUUUCUUAAUACAAUAUGCUUGUAUAUCAAGGUGAGCAAAUUUCAGCAAAUGUCGUAAAUAGUCCCAACUUAAAUGGAAUUGAACUCUAGAAGUCAAUGUGCAUAGAAGUCCCUGAGACUGACGCCAUUCUAGAUCUACCACUAGAUGGUUUGCGAUGUACGGAAUUAAAGGCAGUCACUUCUACCUGAAUUGUGAUGAAAGUAGUUUACCUGAACAUGCUGGGAAAGUGUGCUACCCUGUUUUAUAUUAGAAACCAGUUUCCAAAUAAAUUGAAAAGUACAUU
Molecule: messenger RNA, 1132 nt
Organism: Macaca mulatta (Rhesus monkey)
Lineage: Eukaryota; Metazoa; Chordata; Mammalia; Primates; Cercopithecidae
Source: RefSeq, a predicted model, not a curated record